AUUAAUUGUGACAUUUGUGACUCACCCUCCUCAGCAUUUUUCUUGUGUAUUAGUUGUUUGUUUUACUGUGGUUUUGCCUGUAAUUUCUCGAAUUUUCAGUGAUUUUACUUGUGGCUGACGUUUUUGACCAGCUAAUUGUUCAACAAAUACGAUUAAAUUUGGAGGAAUUUAGUCUUCGACGAUGGAGGCAGCCCCUCGUCUGCCCAUGAUCAGCUUCGAGCUUUUCACCUCCCGAGAAAGUGUGCAGUUCGGGAAGAAGCUGAAACCUUACAUUGCAAAUUUCUAUAAUGAAGACCCAGAAUCCUACAUAACAGAGAUAAAUAAACUUGACACUCUACGAGCAAGUGCUACUCAUCCUAGCAUGGACGUUGCUGGCCUUCAGCAAUUGAAAAAAUACUAUUGUCAGCUACAUUUCCUAAAAUCCAGAUUCCCCAUGGAACCUGGCCAGCCAUGUUUUAUUGAGUUUGAAUGGAAAGAUUCUUUGAACAUCUCUUGUAUUGGAGGUAUAAAUUUUGAAUUGAUGGCUAUUUUACACAACAUCGGAGUGUUACACACAAUUUUGGGUGGCCUAGACUCACGCUCAAAUCCUGAAGGCAUGAAAUUGGCCUGUUCCCAUUUCCAGUGCGCUGUAUGGGCUUUCCAGACCCUCAAAGAAAAAUAUUCCGACACAGUUUCUGAAAUAUGCCCCUUGGAGGUGCCCCAUUUCUAUAAGCAAGUUUGCCUGGCCCAAGCACAGGAAUGCAUUUUGGAAAAGAGCAUGUUGGAUAACAGAAAAUCAACCAUCAUUUCUAAAGUUGCAGUUCAGGUCUGGGACUUUUACAGACAAGCCCUAGCAGGUCUAAAGGCAAUAGAUAACGAUUUGGUGGGGCGUAAUAAGUACAUCAAAGAAUGGGCCAAAUAUUUACAGUUUAAAAUAGCUUACCACAGGUGCAUUUCGUUACUAUUCCAAGGGCAACAAGCUGAGGAAUUGCAAAAAAUGGGCGAGAGAGUUGCUUUUUAUCAAGGGGCUUUAGAUCAUUUACAAGAGGCUUAUAAGUGCCUUAGCAGUAAACAGUCAAAAGAAUUAGCAGACGCUCUAGCUUUCACUACAGAUGUGGUUGAAGGUAAAAGGAAAGCUGCAAAAAAUGAAAACGAAUACAUUUAUCAUGAAGAAGUUCCCGACUUGACAAAUUUACAGGAAGCUAAAGGGGCAUCAUUGGUAAAAGGAAUCGAGUUCAGUGUUAAUGAUCCAGAGGUGUCAGGACCUGAUAUUUUUGCAAGAUUAGUUCCAAUGGAAGCUCAUGAAGCCGCCUCAGUAUACAGUGAAAAGAAGGCUGAAGUUUUAAGAAAUAUUGGACAAAGAGUUGAAAUCAAAGACCAAGCUUUAGUGGAGUUUAUGUCUUCAAUGCAGCUGGACAUGCUCACUAAGAUGCAUCAAGCCACAGGUAUUCCUCAAGAACUAAUUGACAGAGCUGCUUCGUUGUCAGCUAAACCUUCAGCCACCCAAGCCUUAGUGGAUUCUAUGGCUUGGCUUUCAAAUAUUUACCAUGAUGUAGAAGCAAAUUUGAAUGAAAUUGACGCCCUUCUCAAAGAAGAAGAAGACAAUGAGAAAAAUUACCAAGAAAUCAUGGGUAAAAGACCUCCUAGCAUAAUAACAACUGACUUAGCAAGGGAGGCCUUUAAAUACAAAGAAGCUCACAGUAAGGCCAAGGAAUCCAAUGAAACUUUAAGUAAAGCCAUGAUGACGCAUUUGGAGAAUCUGAAGAUUCUUCAAAGGCCUAUUAGGGAGCUGCAGAAAAAAUUACCAAGUGUGGAGCUGCCUGAUCCUAACAUUGAUCAAGAAACUUUGAAGGAAUUGGAAUUAUUGAACUCGAAAGUGGAUGAAAUGAAGUCUCAAAGGGCCAUGUUGUGGGCCCAGCUAAGGGACUCUAUACACAAUGAUGAUAUCACUAAUGCUUUGGUUACUAAACAGCCAAAUCAGUCUUUGGAUGAUGUUUUUGGUAGUCAACUGGAGAAACAUGGACAUUUGAUUGAAAUCUUAGACCAGAAUCUCAAUGCUCAAGACAACAUCAAAAAAGCUUUUGUAGAUUGCUAUGCAAGAGCAGUAAACACCCGCCGGUACAUCCAAGACAUAAUCCAAAAGCGAAACUCUACAAUACAAGCCCUAAUGGCUUCCCACGAUUCCUAUGAUGAUCUGUUGGCCAAGGCCACAAAAGGAAUUGAAUUUUACACCAAAUUAGAAGGAAAUGUCUCUAAAUUGCUUCAAAGAAUCAAAAGCGCUAGCAAGGUCCAGCAAGAAGAGAGAGAACAAAUGUUAGCCAAGAAUGUUACUACAAAAAAGACAUCAGAUGUUGACAUAACUUCUGUUGGAAAUGUUGCUUCAGCCCCAAAACUCAAAGAUUAUUUGGAGGCUAGAAAAAAAGCUGCAAGCUAUAGUUAUCCUGUCGAUAACACUCAAAACUGGCCCCCUGGUGUAAGACCCGCUCCUGUAGGCUCUGAAAUCAAUACUGAUCCUACAAUAAGAAUGCCGAAUGAGGCUUAUUACCAGCAAACGCAGCCUCAAAAUUAUCCUCCAACCAAUAAUUAUGACACAUUGAAUAGUAUGACUAGCCAAAUGGCAGCCUUGUUACGAAAACAAGAUCCAGUAUAUUCCUAUAGCAGCUACACUCCUCAAAAUUACACUCCAGCUUCUUAUAGCUAUGCUUCUCAACAUUAUACGGAUGUCCAAAGCGUGCAAAGUCCAAUCAAUGAGGCUAGUAAGGCUUCAACAUUAACUACCAAUACUUAUAAUCAGAUCAUUCCCAGCUUGACGCCUGGGCAACAGCAACAAUAUUCAAACAAUGGACAGUACUUGCCUUCAGGAAAUUAUGCGCAAAAUUCUCAGAUGCAGUAUCCACAAAGUCAAACUCAACAGUAUCCGCAACAGCAGCUGUAUUCUCAAAGUCAAACUCCCCAACAACAGCAGUAUUCUCAAAGUCAGACUCCUCAGCAGCAGCAGCAGUAUCCCCAAAGCGAAACUCCCCAGCAACAAAAGCAAUAUCCUCAAAGUCAAACUCCUCAACAAUAUACUCAGACACAGCAGUAUCCUCGAACUCAGACGCCUCAACAGCAACAAUAUCCUCAAACAGAAUAUAAUCAAAAUCGAUAUGUAUUUGGACAGCAGACUUCUCAGUAUCCUCAAAGUCAAAGUAGUUCUCAUACACCUUCAGCUGGAUAUACACAGGCUUCUGAAUAUACUUCUUUGGGCUAUGGACAGCCAUAUGGUGCUGCUCAAAGCGUGCCUUCUUCUCAAGCUGGAGGGUCACAGGAAGCUUCUAUGGGAAGUGUACAGCCUGGAAUUCAGGGCGCUGAAGCUCAGAAUACUGGUCUCCACCAUGGAGAUUCCUUAUCAGCCUAUGCCCAGUACCAAGCCACCCAAACAAGCAACGCUCAGCAAACCUACUUUCCGCAAGGCUACGCUCCAAACUACACCAACCCUUCCAGUGUAUUGUCUCAAAACACUUUCGACAUGCUCCAGUACCAGCAACAAUACUACACGCAGCGGCAUUCCUCGUCAGUGGCUCAAGACUUAACCAAAAUGUACUCCACGUAUUCUUCACCUACUAGCGAUGCUUAUAAAAUACAACCCAACUUGGUGGGUGGUAGUUAUAUUAUGUCGACUGCAACAACGCAGAGUGGUCAGAUGGCAACAUCUACUGGCGCUAGUACCACCCCCACUGGGACAGUACCAACUGCCCAAUCAUCCUACUAUCCUUACGGUAGCGUUUAUGGGUACCAGAACCAAGGGACCUGUGGAAAUACUAUGGCAUACCCUUCUCAAAUUGGUGCUACUUCCGUGGCAUCUCAGCAAGUUGCAACCGCUACAUCGAAGGAGUCAAAUGUUGAUUUAUUGACAGGUUUGGAUUUUUCCGCAACUAGUAACAACAUUCCCACUCUGACACCUCAGGCAAAUGUGGUGCCUGAAACCCAAAAAGAACCAGAAAGACCCAAGAUUGUUGAAGUGAAACCAGCUCAGCCAAGUCUAAAAACUUCUGAAAGUUUAGUGGCGCCAUCCCCUAAGAAGAAUAAUAUUAGGGUGUUGCCUAGCAAGCCUUUGAACAAUAGUGAGGUCAAAUCUCUCUUCAAUCAAGAAUUGGAAAAAUUUGAAAAAUACGUCGAAACCUUAACAACCAAAACUCUAAGCGGUCCAACAAUGUUGGAUGUAAAAUGGAAAGAAAUCCAAGACAACCAAGAAUUGGACAACCAAAAAAAAAUUAUAUCCAUUGCCAGGUGUUAUCCAAUGAAAAACCGUUGCCCAGAUAUUUUACCUUACGACUAUAGCCGAGUGGAACUUCGGACUACAAAAGACGAUUACAUUAAUGCCUCGUUUGUACAACAAAUAUGUCUGUUUGGUCCCGAGUUUAUAGUGACUCAAGCGCCACUAGCAUCGAGUUUUGGAGACUUUUGGGCUAUGGUGCGUGAACAACAAGUGGAACUGAUAUUUUGCCUUUUGAAUGACAAUGAGAUUGGUGAUGAUAUUUAUUGGCCCAAAGAAAAAGGCCAAAACUUGACGAUCCUCAAUCAAAACUUGGUGAUAUCGCUGCAAAGUGUGAUAGUAAAAACUCAUUGGACUGAAAGGAUAAUUUCUUUGAGUUGUCCUGAAAAGAAAGAGUCGUGGGUGGUGGUGCAUUUGCAGUUUACUUCCUGGCCAGGAAGCUUAUUUCCAACAACCCCUGAGCCAUUCAUCAGCUACAUUCUAGAACUAAUAACUCUGUUCCAACAACAAAAAUCCAUCAGCCAUCCCUUGUUAGUUCACUGCUCUUCGGGGAUUGGUAGAAGUGGACUAACAUGUCUGCUAACUAACGCCAUUCUAGAAGUAACCAACCAAUCAACAUCGAUUCCAGAUUUGGCACUGAUGAGUGCUAAGUUAGGAAAUUUCAGGAAGAAUAUUUUGAGGGACAGAGAGCAUUUGAAGUUUGCCUAUGAGGCUUUGUUGGGUUACAUGAAGCAGAUGCUUUUGCAGGAUAAUUUGAAGAAAAAGUUGAGUGAAGUUGUUCCAGUGAAUGAGGAGGAAAAUAAAGUCAAUGUUGUGGAGGCGCAGGAAAAUAUUAUUGACCCUUUGAGUACUUUAGAUCCUUUUUGGGCAAGUAAAAAGUAGUUAUUUAAAUCUUCUUUUUCUUUAGGCUGAUUAGAUAGUAUCUUUUUAUCAUGGAUAAUAUGUAUUAUUGUAAAAAAAUUAAAUAUUUUAUUGUUGAACACUAUUAUUUAUAUGAAAUAAAUGGAAUAUAUAAAAUG
Ceutorhynchus assimilis (cabbage seed weevil) is the source of this 5253-nucleotide messenger RNA. The record is from the annotation of a GenBank genome assembly. Lineage: Eukaryota; Metazoa; Arthropoda; Insecta; Coleoptera; Curculionidae.